Molecule: messenger RNA, 4010 nt
Organism: Choloepus didactylus (southern two-toed sloth)
Lineage: Eukaryota; Metazoa; Chordata; Mammalia; Pilosa; Megalonychidae
Gene: NXN
Product: nucleoredoxin
Exons: 8
Coding region: 82-1401 (439 amino acids)
Molecular function (GO): thioredoxin-disulfide reductase (NADPH) activity
Source: RefSeq, a predicted model, not a curated record
GCCGCCGCCAGCCGCGCCGACCCAGCGAGCCGGGUCGCCGCAGCCGCCUGCCUGCCCGUGCCUGGGCCGCGGUGGGCCAGGAUGUCGGGCUUCCUGGAGGAGCUGCUCGGCGAGAAGCUGGUGACGGGCGGCGGCGAGGAGGUGGACGUGCACUCCCUGGGCGCCCGCGGCAUCUCGCUGCUCGGGCUCUACUUCGGCUGCAGCCUGAGCGCCCCCUGCGCGCAGCUCAGCGCCAGCCUGGUCGCCUUCUACGGGCGCCUGCGGGGGGACGCGGCGGCCGGGCCGGGGGCUGGGGCUGGGCCGGGGGCCGGGGCCGGGGCCGCUGCGGAGCCCGAGCCGCGGCGCCGCCUGGAGAUCGUCUUCGUGUCCUCGGACCAGGACCAGCGGCAGUGGCAGGACUUCGUGCGGGACAUGCCGUGGCUGGCGCUCCCCUACAAGGAGAAGCACAGGAAGCUGAAACUUUGGAACAAAUAUCGAAUUUCCAACAUUCCAUCGCUAAUAUUUCUAGAUGCCACCACAGGGAAGGUCGUGUGCAGGAAUGGGCUGCUGGUGAUCCGUGAUGACCCAGAAGGUCUGGAAUUCCCUUGGGGACCUAAACCCUUCAGGGAAGUCAUUGCUGGGCCUUUGCUUAGAAAUAACGGGCAGUCCCUGGAGAGCAGCAGCCUGGAAGGGUCUCACGUGGGUGUCUAUUUCUCCGCACACUGGUGUCCACCUUGCCGCAGCCUCACCCGGGUCCUGGUGGAAUCCUACCGGAAGAUCAAGGAGGCGGGCCAGAAGUUCGAGAUCAUCUUUGUUAGUGCAGACAGGUCAGAGGAGUCAUUCAAGCAGUAUUUCAGUGAGAUGCCCUGGGUCGCCGUCCCCUACACUGACGAGGCCCGGCGGUCACGCCUCAACCGGCUUUAUGGAAUCCAAGGCAUCCCCACUCUCAUCGUGCUGGACCCGCAGGGGGAGGUGAUCACGCGGCAGGGGCGGGUGGAAGUGCUCAACGACGAGGACUGCAGGGAGUUCCCAUGGCACCCCAAGCCCGUGCUGGAGCUCUCUGACUCCAAUGCUGUGCAGCUCAACGAGGGCCCCUGCCUCGUCCUUUUUGUGGAUUCUGAGGAUGACGGAGAGUCUGAGGCAGCCAAACAGCUGAUCCAGCCAAUAGCUGAGAAAAUCAUCGCCAAGUACAAAGCCAAAGAGGAAGAGGCCCCACUUCUGUUCUUUGUGGCAGGGGAGGAUGACAUGACUGACUCCCUACGAGAUUACACCAACCUGCCCGAGGCCGCCCCCUUGCUCACCAUUCUGGACAUGUCAGCCCGAGCCAAGUAUGUGAAGGAUGUGGAGGAGAUCACCCCCGCCAUCGUGGAAGCCUUUGUGAAUGACUUCUUAGCAGAAAAGCUCAAACCAGAGCCCAUCUAGGGGGCCUCCGGCCUCACAAGACAUUAUUUAAAACUCAGUCUUCUCCUCCUCCCCUUCCUUCUCUCCACCUUUGGACUUUUCCAGCGUGUCCUGAAGCACACAACCCCAGUGUCCAACCUCUCUGUGGUGCCUUGUUUUCUGCGUAACUCCUCAGCUAGCACCCUGGGGUGCGUAUCCUCGCAGCAGCAGCAGAACCUGCCAUGUUUGGAGGAUCCACGGGGAUGCAUAACCCAGCCAGAACUGUGACUGCCUCACCCUGCAGAGUUCUUGGGGAAAUAUUUGCCAGGGUGUUCUCCAGAGUAAGCACCAAAGGGCUGUGGGUUGGUUCUGGCCUGACUCUUGUGUAAGCACCACACGCACAGCCCAAGCCAGCCAGAAGGGGACAGCCCAUCGAUCCACAUACAUGCAGGUGGAGCAGAGACAGGGCCACGUCCUCGGUAGGCCUCAGCUUAGAGCUGUUGGUCAGAACAUCAUUUUCUAAGUGACUUAGUCUCUCUUGGUCUGAGGUUGCAAACAGCAGCUUGUCAGUGGGCUCUUGGGCAGGGGAUCUCCGUAUCUAAAAGGAAGCUUGUGUUUUUCUUCUGGUGAGAAAAAGAGUAGCUAAAGUAACAAACUAUAUAGUAAUUGUUUACUUUGAUUGAGCUCCUACCAUGUGCUGAGAGCUUCUUAUUCCUUUCUUAUAUCUCUUUCUUCCCAUGGCCUUGACCUUCCCCAAGUUUCUGCCUUCUCAUAUGAACAGCUCCUGCUCUCUUGAAUUUGGUUAACGAAUUAUUCCCCUUAGACAUCUUCCCAAGAAACUCAGCACAGGCCUCUGUCUUGGCACAGCUUUGUACCCGGGGAUCAUGGACGCUCUGUUAGGUGCCUGCACCCUCCUUUGGUGGCCUGUGUCAUCCCCUUUUCUUUCCAAAGCAGAAUGGAAAAGUGGCCAGAAAUUGCUAGAGGCUUAACUUUUUCCUAAGAACCUGCAGAAGGAGCUGUGUCCUGGGUCAGGAGUGAGGGCAGAUGGUUGCUCUAGGCCCAGGUAGCUUAAUCCCUUAUUUGGGCUGAAAACUGACCACGAAAAGGAAAAUGACAACGACAUCUGUGUUCUUAGGAUUUCGGAUGGAGUGCUUUUUUGGCCUGGGAAUUUGCAAGGUUGAGCCUACUCAGAGCUGGUGUCAGGGUCUUAAACAGUCCUUCAGCUCCACUUACAGCACUUGCCAACCAAGACCACAUAUUUGGAAAGCCCAAUGCCCCGCCCCAAGAAGCUGUUGAGACUUGUUCUUUGCUGAAUUGGAUUGUUUAUUUGUAGUUCAGAGGUACAGCGUUAGUUGGUAAUUAGACUGUUAUUUGAUGUUAGCAGCGUGAAAUGCUAGUAAGAAAUAAAGGAGGCCUCUCUGGACAUUUAUCAACCACUUGGCCAUUCCUGUUCUAAAUAACAAAAAUCACUUGUUAGCUUCAUUUUUGCUCAUGAUGCUGUGCUCUCUUAGGGGGUGGGGGGUGGGACAUAGAAAUCCCCUUGACUCUCAUUGGCUACCUGGUAAAUCUGUCCCAGAAUUUUCAAGACCUCUCAGACCUAACGUGACCAUCUGUCAGAUCCUCCUGGUUUCUAGAAGCUAGGAAGCUCAUUUGAAUCUGUGCAUCAGAGGCACAUCCUUCUUGGAGCUCUGGCCGCUGCCUCCCUGGUUUGACUUGGCCCUUGGUGAAUUCCCACAGGACAUGCAUCGUUGUGGACACUGGCUUAUCUCCUCCCUGCAGGGGAGCCAAGUGGCCUGAAGCCUGAGACGGCUGUUAGGGAAACAGACGGGAAUCAUGCAAGGUUCUCCCUGUGAAGAAAGGGGUAAUAGUUUGAGAUCCUCAAACUGAGCUGUCUCCUAGGGACUAGGGGCUGCUCUGCCAGUGUCGCCUUUGGUGGGCAGUGGGUGAAGGCACAAGAUAAAGUCAAUCUACCGUGGAAGACGGGCAGGAUUCCUGUCUUGAUUACCUUUGAGUAAAGGCAGUGGCUCUUAGCACUUACCUAUCUUCUGGGGCAAAGUUAUAAAGUCCAGCGAGGGGUUGCUACAAGUCAUUGCCGGCAGGAAAAUUAGGUCAUCUGUGAUACUUUCACAGCCUUUCUACAGCUAGCUCUGAACUACUUGCCACCAGUGUCAACUGGAUCCUUGACACCAGAAUUCCCCCUUUAGAGUGGAUGCGUAGGUUAGUUAGAACCAGUGAGAAGGUUUGUAUAGUAGCUACUUUGGGGGAAAAACACUGGGGGAGGAUCACUUCACCAGCACCAGUAAAAAGGUCCCUUUCUUGAUAUGUUUGAGAGAAAUCUUAAAGGUUACUGAUACAGACGAAGUUGGUGGCAGGAGUAAUUCCCACCAAGCAACUCCAAAAUACCUUAAAGUCCUUGUCACUAAUUGUAAACAGGUUAACACAGCAGCUGUGACAUAUUUAAGGGCUUCUACCAUCAGCCAGGGAAACUGGGCCCUGCAGGUUGAGGCAGGAAGGUGGCUGUAAAAAUGCCACCCUGGGAUUCCCAGAUUUGUAUUCACCACAGUGACUUCCAGGUCUGGUUUCUACCCAUGUUCACAAAAGAGAUGAGAUGUUUGAACUGUCCCCAACAAUAAAGAUCUGCUUAAGAAAAA